This is a messenger RNA of Gregarina niphandrodes, 465 nucleotides long. RefSeq names its product glycoside hydrolase family 18 protein. NCBI's taxonomy places the organism in Eukaryota, Apicomplexa, Conoidasida, Eugregarinorida, Gregarinidae. The transcript has 2 exons. Bases 1 to 465 code for a protein of 154 amino acids. The record is from RefSeq and is a predicted model, not a curated record.
AUGAGAUCUCUUAUCACUGCUUCUGUAUUGGCGGCUUCCGCACUCGCUGCCGAACGUGUUCCGGUUUACGUCUACGUUGAUGACUGGAACUACACUGGCUCCGCACUUACUGACGAGCUGUACAAGUUGUCUGAGCUUGGGGUGAGUGCGAUUCUGCUUGCUUUCCACCUCGUCGGGAACCCCGGAUUCCCCGAGAACAUUGCUGACACCGUGUCUGCCUGGGCCGCGUUAUCGGAGUCUGAGCGCCAGGCCUUCGUUGACAAGCUCCAUGCCAACGGGACCAAGCUGAUGAUCUCGUCAGGGGGUGAAUCUGAGGGUCUGAAUUGGAAGGCCGUGGAUGCAACGACGUACGGUACUGAUCUCUGCAAUUUGAUGAAGAGCUUGAAUGUUGACGGCGUUGAUUUCGAUAAGGAAGGUUUCGCAAAGCAACUAUCGCUUGCCGCUCGGUAUGGCCUGAGGGUAUAA